GAGAGAGAGAGAGAGAGACUCGCACACAUAACAUACCCACACUGAGGAAGACAGUCGCGAACUACACACACAGCACAGACACCAAAACCAGGAACUUUUGUUUUAUCGGCAGCAUUCACAACACUGCUCCCACGGCUAAGAAACGAAGGAGGAAACUAAAGAAAAUGGAAUGUGAAAAUAAGACUUAACUAGGAGGGAAUUAUUGAUAAUGUUCUAAGAAAGUACUCUAAAUUAAAAGAAGCUUCUUUUUCGUGGGACUCUUUUUUCUUGGCAAGCGGGACAGGUGGUCUCGGAAAGCCCACCUAUAAGAGUUGAAGCCCCGGGGUAUGUUUUGCUACAUCCACUGAGUUUCACUGUUGGAAAUUCUUCCUUUUUCCCUAUCCAGCAGGUUUUAUAGGUGUCUUUACAUCAUCCGUGGCUAAAGAUCCGUAACACCUGUUAAUCUUGACUAAUUAAGCCAAUAAUUGGUUCAAUUAAGUAACUGACAGAUUGGUUGAAACGAAAACCAGCAGCCACAGUAGCUCUCCAGGACCAGCUUUAGAGCAAUGCAAAUGACUCAACACGCACAAAUAAAGAGCUGUCACAAAAAGCUGCCGCACUUUAAGCCCGGAACACACUGCCCGAUGUGAUCGUUGCAUCUCAAUGGAGGAGGUUGCGUCGCAACAAAAAUCUUUGCCAGCUGGAAUCACAUACUGCCCGAUGGAAUCAAGAGAUGCACAAUUUGUGAGGUUUUCCUGGACCUGCCCAAUUUGUGAGGUUUUCCUUGACCUGCCCUGGAUGCAUAAAGUACUGAGACAAUGGGGCGAUCAAUAGACGAAAACAUAAGGCUUAUAAUAUAAUACAAUAAGACGGAGAAUACAUGUAUGUCUCCAGUCAUAUGACCUAACGAGGUGAAUUAACUGGUUUGCUGACUUUGAGACUUGCGAGUGUGUAUAACACACUAACCGAUGCAAGGGAAUCACAUUGCAAAAUAUGAAACCUGUUUAAACUUUGUGAGUCGACUGAAAUCGAUCAGCUGAUCCUGUAAAAUCGCAUCGAAGAGUAUAACACACUGCCCAAUACGUCUGAAAAAUCGUGUUGCUAUUGAUCGCAUCAGGCAGUGUGUCCUGUGAGGUGAGAGUACAGAGAGCAGUAGGCGCUGUAUGAGAUUUGUGGAGCACAUCCACAUCACAGCUGACAUCACUGGAGAGGCAAGCGGAGAGGACAAUCCAUACCAAACAAAGUGACCCUGGGUUUGAAUAUGCAGGGUCUUCUCCGUCUUGAACUUCUCCUCCGAAGGUUUUCCUGCCUGUCCUCAGCAAGAGCCAACCUUCGCAGCAUCAGGAAGUGCACCACAGCAGCCAAUGACAGGUCUGUGAAGGAGAGCAGACUGAAUUCAGACAAAGAUGCUACGGUAUGGAAGAGCUGUAAUUUAAACAGUUUAAUGAGUUAACAAAUGGAAGAAGCACCUCAUGCAUUCAAACAGAGCCUCCAGCCUACUGUAACAUCCAGAGGCUCUCAUGUGGACCGAGAGACCACUUACUGACCAAACUCGGCCCAGAAGAUGACCGAGAUGGACUACAAAUACACUUUACUCAGCUCGGAUUCAGAGGACUGCCAGAAGAGACCUUUCUUGUUCCAUGUGGAUAACAACAACCAGAUGAAUUUGUUUGCAGUUCUAGAAGUCAGGAAGGAUAACUAUCGAAGAUGGGGUGGUCUGCCUUGUUUCAGGAAAGCAAAAGUGUACAGCAUUGGGUUGGGGCUGACUGUGAUGUCUCUGGUGAUGGCUUCAUACAUACUCACCGGAGACAAGAAGGGUCUCUUGAUUACCCCUUCGCCAUACCAAUAUAGCACCUUAAAUAAACCAGGCUUAUUGAACAGUCACGAGACUGACUUGUCCUUCCCUUUCAAUCUGUCAUCUGUAAGGGAUUACACCAACAUGAAAUUAGUUAUAAAAACUAUAACAUCAAACAUAGAGUUUAGUACCAGGCAGCUGCCGGAUUUAAAGGACCUUAUAAAAUAUGAGCAACAUAUGUUUUCAGUCAUUCCAUCCACAUUCCUUCCAAAUUUUACAAACCCAUGUUGGUACGAAGAAUACACAGGGAAUAUCACUGCUGAUCCUUAUGGGACCAACUUAUAUGCACUUUAUUCAAAGCGUUUUCGAACAGUGUUUGAUUACCUGAGAAAUGCUUUCCGGGAACACUUGUACCGUCAAGGAAACAAGUACUAUCGCUUUCGCUGUCUGCCGUACUUCUACAUUAUAGGGCAGCCGAAAUGUGGAACCACAGACCUAUACGACAGGCUGAGAUUACAUCCGGAUGUCAGGUUUACCACUUUCAAAGAGCCACAUUGGUGGACCAGGAAACGGUUUGGUAUAAUUCGCUUGAGCGAGGGGUUCCAUGACAGGUACCCAGUGGAGGACUACCUGGAUCUGUUUGAUCUAGCAGCCUACCAGAUUCAGGAUCGCUCACAGCUCAAUGCAUCCAGAAGCCAGCACAAACGCAACAUCAUCAUUGGUGAGGCAAGUGCUUCUACAUUGUGGGAUAACAAUGCGUGGGUCUAUUUCUAUGAAAAUGCAACUGCCAAAGGGGAACCACCAUUUUUAAUCCAGGACUUUAUUCACGCUGUUCAGCCAAAUGCCAAGUUUAUAAUCAUGCUGAGGGACCCCGUGGAGAGGCUGUACUCGGAUUACCUUUACUUUGGGAUCGCCAACAAAUCGGCAGAUGAUUUCCAUGAGAAAGUGUCCGAGUCCCUGCAGCUGUUUGAAAGCUGCAUCUUGGAAUACUCAAUGAAAUCCUGUGUGUACAACACCACCCUCAACAACGCCAUGCCUGUGAGAUUGCAAAUUGGACUGUACAUUGUUUAUAUACUGGACUGGCUGACCGUUUUUGACAGAAACCAAAUGUUAGUGCUUCGUCUGGAAGAUCAUGCCACCAAUCGUAAAUACACUAUGCACAAAGUAUUUGACUUUCUCAGCUUAGGGCCACUGACUGAGCAAACAGAGGCAGAAAUUACAAAAAGCCCAGCAUCUAAUACCAGAAGACAAGCGGACAAAAACCUGGGGCCAAUGUUACCUGUGACUAGGGAGAUUCUCAGAGACUUCUACACUCCUUUCAAUGCCAAACUGGCUCAAGAGUUUAAGAAUGACUCUUUCCUCUGGGAAAAAAAAUCAAAGUUUAUGUAAAAACUGUUGUACAGAAAGCAAAUACAGAUCAUUUAAACAAAAACAAAAAUUCUAGAGUCAUUAGUUUUGCGAUUUAAUUUCUUUUGUUUAUAACGUAACACCAAUUAUGCUACAGGAAAUCGUUUGACUACUAUUUCAGUUCUCUAAGGUGUACAGAAAUAAAGGCACAUGAGACCUA
Messenger RNA from Acipenser ruthenus (sterlet), 3341 nucleotides. Its product is annotated as carbohydrate sulfotransferase 15-like. Lineage: Eukaryota; Metazoa; Chordata; Actinopteri; Acipenseriformes; Acipenseridae. The transcript has 10 exons. Bases 1544 to 3163 code for a protein of 539 amino acids. Gene Ontology annotation, molecular function: N-acetylgalactosamine 4-sulfate 6-O-sulfotransferase activity. Gene Ontology annotation, biological process: hexose biosynthetic process. The record is from RefSeq and is a predicted model, not a curated record.